Messenger RNA from Callorhinchus milii (elephant shark), 6820 nucleotides. RefSeq names its product zinc finger C3H1 domain-containing protein. Gene Ontology annotation, molecular function: protein binding. The record is from RefSeq and is a predicted model, not a curated record. Gene Ontology annotation, cellular component: exosome (RNase complex); nucleus. The transcript has 35 exons. Gene Ontology annotation, biological process: RNA processing. Lineage: Eukaryota; Metazoa; Chordata; Chondrichthyes; Chimaeriformes; Callorhinchidae. Bases 144 to 6035 code for a protein of 1963 amino acids.
GGGGUCAUUGCGUCCGCCGGUGUGACGGGCGGGUGUCAGUGUGACUGGUGACGGCUGGAGGGAGAGGAGGAGGAGGAGGAGCUGUUGGUGUUGGAAGUUGUUCUUUCCUGUUCCGCCGCCGCAGCCGCAUUUCAGACCCAGUGAUGGAGGGCGGCGCUGAGCCGCUGUCCCCCCGCGAGGAGGGAGAGCUGGAGGACGGCGAGAUCGACGACGAUGACAACGACGAGAACCUGUACCCGAGCGCCCGGCCCGUCCCGCUCCCGGUCCCCGCCCCAGUCCCGAUCCCUGUCCCGGCCUCGACGCCGAAGCCCAGGCCCCGGCCCGGGUCUGGCAAAAGCGACGGUCCCUUCCAGAAGCCCCGGAGGACCGCGAACCGCUUCCAGCCGACGCCGGGCUCCGGCAACGGCCUCCCGUACCGCCUGAAGGAGCCGUUCAGGGGCUUCGCCUCGCAGCACCCGGCCUCCUCCUCCUCCUCCUCCUCCUCGCUGCUCCCGCCGCCGGCCAUGCUCGGCGACUCUCCCCGCUCCAGCUUCUGGGAGCGGAGCCACGGCACCUUCGACCGCUUCCGUUUUCGAGAAGGUUCGAGCGGCGGCCGCUGGGGCAGAGGGCGCGGCUGCCCGGGGCCCGGCGACUUCGGGCCUCGAGGCUGCAAGCGGGGGAGGCCGGGCCCCGCGCCCGUGGCCGCCUUCAACAGCCUCCGCCGGGAGUCGCCUCCCAGGAAACCAAAAUUCUUGAUGCGGUUACCAUCAAGACGACCGCCAAGCUACUCUUAUAGAAAUGAUCAAGACAUGGAAGAAACCUUUGAGGAACUGCUUAAGAAAUACAAGGAAAUUCAGCUGGAACUGGAAUGUCUUAGUAGAGAAGAGAAGAUAUCUCUGUGUACUAAGGGAGAAAAUGUACAGGAGGAAGAAACAGACAUUGUGAGUGGUGAACACAGUAUUGAUGCCAACAGUAUUGACAAGAAUAGUACUCAGAUUUCAUCUUCAACUGAAAAUAUACAGUCAAAAAUUUUCCAGGCAUUUGAACUGAAACCUAUUAGGCAAAAGCUGCUUACUCCAGCACAAAUGGAUCAAAUUAACCAGACAAAGGAAGAAUUGGAAACCGAGUCUAAAGCAGAUGGUGAAGAUAACGAUCCCAACCUUUCAAACAACAGGGAGUCUGAGGAAUUUCUCCUUAAGGCUAAAGAGGAUGAUGAGGAUGAGGGGAAGGAAGAGGAGGUAUCAGAACUCCAGUUGCGACUGCUCGCUCUGCAAUCUGCGAGUAAAAAGUGGCAACAGAAAGAACAACGUGUGAUGAAGGAGAGCAAGGAAAAGCUGAUGAAGCCGAGAAUGAAAACUAGCCCUAAAGCCCAUUCAGUCAAGAAACCUCUAAGUACAGUAGUUGCUACAAAGCAGGUUUUGCGAAGGCAGAAGACCAGAGCUUGGAAAAAACUGCAGCAGCAGAAAGAACAGGAAAAGCAACGACGAGAAGAAGAAGAGAGGAAACAAAUUGAAGAGGAAGAACGGAGAAAGCGCGAGGAUGAAAUUCGGAAAAUUCGUGACCUCUCAAAUCAGGAAGAACAGUAUAAUCGGUUCAUGAAACUUGUGGGAGGGAAAAAACGAUCGAGCAGCAAGUCCACAGAUGCAGAUUUCAGAAAAUCACAGGAUAAGCAGAUCGAUGAAUCAGGAAAUCUGUAUCAGUAUGACAACUAUGAAGAGGUUGCUAUGGAAACAGAUAGUGAAACUAAUUCACCAGUGUCCUCUCCAGUGCCUCCUUUCUUCUCUACGGAAUAUCAGUUGGGAUAUUUUGUUCCGAUGCCACCAUUGCCGAUGUAUUUACAAUAUCAAAAUAUGGAUACAUAUUUGCCUCCUCCAUUGGAGCCCCCACCACCCCCACCUCUCCCUCCAGAGGAGCCUGAGCAGCCGCCCAAACCACCAUUUGCUGAUGAGGAAGAGGAGGAAGAAAUGCUUCUUAGAGAAGAGCUAUUGAAGUCUAUAGCAAACAGGCGUGCCACAAAACCAGAGGAUGCAACUGAUAACUGUGAUUCACUGUCUCUUUCUGUUGAUAACUCUCAAUCUGCACCAUUGAGCAACAUUUCCAUUGUUACUUCCCAACCACGAGCCCAAAACACAAAGUUUGUGAGAGGAUCUCAAGCACCUCCACGGCAAAUGAUCAUGAUACCUAGACACAAAUCCGUAGUUGUGAGACUGGACGACUCUGAUGAUAGUGACUCGGAUAAUGAACAAUCCAAUCUGAAUGUAGGUGUUUUGGGAGGUUUGGAGUCCAUGAUCAGAGAAGCCAGAAGAACUGCAGAGGCUUCAAAAUCAAAGCCCAAACUUAAAGCAGAGAAGGAAAAUGUCCCUGCAACAACCGCAGGAAGUCUGCCAGAAGGAGGAAGAAAAGAACAUAGACUCUUAAAAGCAGAUAUUGUGAGCCGUGAGAAGCAGCGAUUGUUAAAGACUGAUAAAGUCAUCAGUCCAUCAUUAGGUCACGUAGAUGUGGAAAUGGAUGUUAAAGAGAAGCUAGCACUGGCCAGUAAACAGCUAUUAGAAGUUGAAGACCAACUGAGAAAACACAAACUCCUAUUGACAAAAGAUGAAACUCUCUUGUCAAAUCUCCUGCAACAAGUAGCAAAGAAGAAAGAAGCACUGCGGCAAGCAGAAGUCAAGUACAUUAAGCAAAAAGAGCAGCUGCAGACAGCAGAGAAAAUUGUCAAUGCCAAUAGAAUGCUUCUCAAAAAACUUCAGGAGCAGGUACAUAAAGUGCAGCAUCGAGUACAAGUGAAGAAAAAAUUGGCAUUAAAAUUUGGGGAAGAGCUUGCACGAGCAAAAGCAAUCGCCAGUCGUGAAGCAGGAAAGCAUAAAUAUGAACUGGUAGAAUUUGGAUCCAAUAAGUCUAUCCAAUUAGAUGCGUCAUAUGCAGCAACUUUGAAGAAACAAUCGUUUGAGUAUAUAGCAAAGGAGAAGAAACGGUUGCAGCAACUUGAAUAUGAAUAUCGACUGAAGAUACAAAAACUAAAAGAGGCACAAGCUUUAAGACAUGCUGGGUUACCCGAUAAUCUGCCUGGUGUUGAGCAAGAGCCUGCCUUUGUGGUGCCACAACCUUCUCUGCAUGACCUAACCCAAGAUAAACUUGUUCUUGACUCGGAAGAAAAUGACGGAGAGGAUGAAGUGCAGUCUCCAUCGCUAAGGGAGCGAAGGAGGUCUUUCCGAGAGUCAAACUCUUUCACUAAGCCAAAUUUAAAGCACACUGAAGUAACUCUGGGGAAAGAGAGUGUAACCAAACCUGCAAAGAAGAGCUUUGAUGAGCCUGAACUUUUUCUUGGACUCAACAUUGAUGAUCUUAAAAACCUUCAUGCAGAGCGUGAUGAUUUGAAAAUGUUGUUGGAAAAAACAGUAGCUUUCAUGUCUUCAAAUGAAAAACCUGUUUAUGGCCAGGAGAUUCCUGUGGAUCUGGAUGCAGUGUUAACGCUGUCGAGACACGUUGACUUAAAACCAACGCCAUUUGGACCAUAUAAUAGUCCUCUUCUGGUCUUCAAAUCUUACAGAUUCAGUCCGUACUUUCGCAACAAGGAGAAACUUCUCAUCAGUUCAGUUUCCUACAGUAACUUGAUAGAGGCCAAGCAAUGUUUCUGCCGUUUUGAUUUAACGGGUACCUGCAACGAUGAUGAAUGUCAGUGGCAACACAUGCGAGACUGCACUUUGAGCCGAAACCAGCUUUUUCAGGAUCUUCUUUCAUAUGAUUUAUCUCUGGUUGGAUGUACAGAUUCAAGUACAGAUGAAAAGAUUAGGAUUGCAGCAGAAAAUUAUGUGGACAAGCAAUUUGGUAAAAACAAAGAUCGUAUGACUACUGAUGAGAUGGCUGUUUUGCUCGUCAGCAAAGUAAAUGAGAGUUCUGGCCAUACACCUCCUUUCACAACGUUCAAAGACCGAAGGAAAUGGAGGCCAAAGCUUUUAAGAAAGCCAGUUUCUGAAUGCAGUACCAGUAGCAACAGUGACGACGAACAAAAUUCUGGAUCAAUAAGAUAUGCUAAGACUCUUGAAAAUCCAUGGUGUAAGACGCAAGCUUUGGACACAGUUAUUACUCCAGAUGAUGUUCGGUAUUUUACAAUGGAAACGGAUGACAUUGCCAAUUUAGAAACAAGUGUGACAGAUAAUCCUCAAGAUGUGCAGCUUUGGAUUAAACUUACAUACAAAUAUAUGAAUCAGAAGGAAGGGUCGCCGACAGAAUGUCUGGAUUCCGCGUUGAACGCUUUAGCUCGAGCCCUUGAAAUUAAUCGAGGAAAUCCUGAGAUUUGGUGCCAUUACCUCAACUUAUUCUCAAAGCGUGGCACAAAGGAAGAGGUGCAGGAAAUGUGUGAGACUGCUGUACAAUACGCUCCUGAUUACGAUGUUUGGUGGACUUAUCUUAUGCUGGAGAACUCGUUUGAUGGAAAGGACUACGUGUGUAGCAGAAUUGUGCAGUUCCUCACCGAAACAGUAGAGGGAUCCCAAAAAACAGAACUUCUUUCCUUCCAGCUGCUUGAAUCCCUCCUUUUUCGGGUACAAUUAAGCCUGUUUAUUGGAAGGCAACAGAAUGCUUUGGCUAUCUUCCAGAAUGCUUUGAAAGCCUCUGAUGGUAACAGAAGUGUGGCCGAAUAUUUGACUGCAAAUGAUUGCUGCCUGGCAUGGCUUGCCUACAUUCACCUCAUUGAGUUCAACAGCCUCCCCAAUCGAUUCUUCAAUCCAGCUACUGCCAUUCCUUCUAAGAUGGUAAAUAAGGAAGAGUUCUUGGUCCCUUGGCAAACAUCAAAAGACAUAAAGACCCAUCCUGACACAUUACUUGCAUUGUUUGAAGACGCUGUCCACAAAUGUUCUGAUGACAGUCUUUCAGUGGAGGAGAGGAUCAUUGUGUGUCUUCCAGUUUACCGAAAUAUGAUUGUAGCCCAAAAGCUACUGGGAAGGUGGGAAGCUGCUGAGGAUCUUUGCAAGGCACUCCUACAGUCCUGCCCAGCCUGCUACAAGCUUCUUGAACUGCUUGCUGACCUCUAUUUAGAAAGAAGUCAGACCGAUGAUGCUGUGAAUGUAUGGCUUCAUGCAUUUCGAAGGAACCCUCACAAUGCUCAUUUUUUCUAUUAUACAAUCAAGUUCUUCAUUUCAGUGAAACGAUUGGAUAUCAUUCCUGGUCUGUUUCAAGAAUUUAUCAUGUCUUUCUUUGACGAGGAUGCCUCUGAACACCAACCUGCAGAUAUUUUACGCCACAUCCUGAACUAUCCCAUGCCUUAUGACUUCAGAGCACCGUCACAAAAGGAACUGUUGAAUGGGGAGUUACUGAAUACACAGAUCCCCUAUCUGUGGCUAAUCUUCUGCCUGUGGCAAUCUAUUAAUGCAAGCACAAGUGAAACUGUGGACACCUUUGAAGCAUCUCUGGGCAUAGUUAUGCAGCAUGAAGUAGUUCAGAAAAUCUGGAUGGAUUAUCUUGUUUUUACCAGUAGCCAGCUCAUUGGAUCCAAGAACAAGAUUCGAGACUUUAAACUGUUUACUGACCUGGUAAAUAGAUGCCUGGUCACUGUACCCACUAGAUUGCCUAUCCCAUUCAGCUCUGCCAAUUACUGGACCAAUUAUGAGUUUCAUAACCAGGUGGUUUCCUUUUAUCUGAGCUGCCUCCCUCAAUCUGAACAUUCCAAAGCCUUGGAGAGAUUCCGGUCCAUUAUGCCUUCUAAUGCAGGACUGGCAUUGAGGAUACUUGAGCAUGAAUGGAAAGAGGGCAAUAUCCAGCACCUCAAGUUUCAAUCCAAGAUGUUUACACAGUGCCUCCCAUCCUGCUUGCCAAUUUGGAAAAUAGCCAUUGCCGUUGAAACCAUGUUAAAGGGCCAGAAUGAAGUUCGACAUCUUUACCAGAGAGCUCUCCAGAAGUUACCCCUUUGUGCAACACUUUGGAAAGAUCAACUCUUGUUUGAAGCUUCAGAAGGAGGUAAAACUGAUAAUCUCAGAAAACUAGUUACCAGGUGCCAGGCGAUUGGCGUCAGCUUAGAUGAGCUCUUAAAUUUAAGCCCUUCCCAGAACAGAGGGCAGUGAUACAGAGCAUAAAAAUCUUUCCACGUCCCCCUCCAUAAAGAGAGGUGGCACUUCAAGACUUGGCUGCUCUCUAGCUGACGUCUGCAAAUGCAGAUAAUAAUCAGUGGCAAAAUACUUGCCGACCGGCUCUCUACUACGUGGUCAAAAUCCUUGGGAGUUUACCAACCAGCCACCCAAAGCAAGAUCAAUUGACUCCUACUUGGCCUCUGUCUGGGCCCUGUCAGAUUCACGUAACAUCACGUCCGUAAGUAUGGUACCUCAAAAUGAUGAAUCUUUUUUCUUUCUUCGUGUUGUGUUGUCUUUACUCUUGACACUCAAACUGAUGCAUGUAAAAUUGGCUCUUUUAGUGCAGUUUUAUGCACUUGGAAUAGAACAAUUAGACAUUUUUAUUUUAUUUUUCUCUUUAAACCUCUGUUGAGAUUCUUUAUUGCAGGUUUUCAAAAGCAGCAGGUCUCAAAAGAAAAGUGUUACUGCCAUGGUGCCAAGUCUGAAGUGACUGGCUGCCAGGUGAAGAUUCCAGGAGGGGGCUACAUUACUGCCCUUUCUUGUGUGUUCAGUGGACUUGCUGCUGCAGGGACUCUUUGUUUUGUGUCUGUAACAUACUUGAAGACAAAACCUCCUGCAGUGGGAAAGUUGAAACGCUAAAAUUUAUGCAUGUCAGUGCAUCAGUUCUUGAGGCUGGUCAAAAUUUAUGUGCAAUCUUGUUUUGUGGAAAUUUAUUUAUUUUAUGGUUAAAGAUAAACUUGAGAGUGAAAAGUAUUUGACAAAUAAAGUUUUGUACUAAA